Messenger RNA from Nematolebias whitei (Rio pearlfish), 757 nucleotides. RefSeq names its product mitochondrial ribosomal protein L30 (gene mrpl30). Gene Ontology annotation, molecular function: structural constituent of ribosome. The transcript is spliced from 5 exons. The record is from RefSeq and is a predicted model, not a curated record. Lineage: Eukaryota; Metazoa; Chordata; Actinopteri; Cyprinodontiformes; Rivulidae. Gene Ontology annotation, cellular component: large ribosomal subunit; mitochondrion. Gene Ontology annotation, biological process: translation. Bases 216 to 698 code for a protein of 160 amino acids.
UUCCGGUCAGACAGGAGAGAGCAGAGGACAAAUGUGAUUGCUCUGUUCGGCUGUUGUUUUUCUUUCUACGAAAUGCUUUCGUAGAGUUUUUGUGGUGUGAAAAUCCACUAUUCGUAAAGUUUAGUUAAGCUCGGCCUACGUUUUUAUUUAUCCGUUUUAGUUGUCAGUUUGUAACCUUGACGUAGUUUUUCUGUUGCCAAGUUGUGGCCCAGAACAUGUCUGGUGUUGGUCGCAGUUUCAGUCUUUUGUCUGUAAAGGCCCUUAAAGGAGCCACAGUCUUGUCGCCUUGUGGGUGGUUGGUGUCGGCACGCAGCAAAUUUUUCAAAGCAAGAAUCCCAAAAGAGAUUUUUGCUGAGAGAUCAAAAGAGCAUGAUAAAUAUGGUGGCGAUCCAGAGCAACCUCACAAACUACACUUAGUGACCAGAGUCAGAAGUGUGAUGAGAAGGCCAUACUGGGAGAAGGAGAUGAUAAAACACCUUGGCCUGGAAAAGGCCAAAAAAGCUGUGAUUCACAAAAAUAUACCUGCGGUCAAUAGCCAGCUGAAGUUUGUCAAGCACCUUGUGAGGAUACAGCCUCUGAAAACUCCAUAUGGUCUCCCUGAAGAACAGGACAUGGCUGACACUUACAUUAACAGCAGAGGAGAGCUGAUUGUGCAUCGCCUGCUUCAGCCUGCCGACGACAAAGCUAUCAAGUCUUAGUUCAUCUGUCAAGUUAGUUAGUUAGUUAAAAAUCCAGUUGUUAAUAAAAUAUAAUUGAA